UUCAUAUAUAUUCCAAAUUUAAGUAAAAUAAUAUAAGUCCUAUAGUCCAGAUUCUGCAAAUUAAUAAAUAGUUUUGCAAAAUGGAAAUUAACUACCAUUUUAUUCAAGUAAUGACAACUAACCUCAAAUAACUUUGACAGUCUCUUCUUAACAAAAACAAAUAAAAAUGGUAAGAAAACGGUCUCGUACGGCCCGUAAAUAUUAUGAUGAAAAUGACAGUGAUAGCGACUUUACAUUAGAAGAUCCUCCAAGUGAACCUGCACCAAAAAAAUAUAGUUUGAGACAGAGGAAGCGUCGUCUCUUUACCGAAUUUGAAUUUGAUGAUGACGGAGAUGAGAUAGAACCAACAAAAGUUCCUUCUGAUGACGACGAUUUCCAGGUUGAGAAGGAACUAGAACUUGAUGAAGCCCCAGGCACGGAAUAUAUUGAUAAAGAAACUUAUAUAAACCAUUACGAGCCUGAAAAUGAAGACAUACCUGAAGAUGCCGAUGGUCUGAUAGAUUUUGAGGAUAUGAUAAGGGCAGAUAUAGUAGUUAAUAAAAAUCGGAUUGACUAUGAUAAUAUCAUACAAAAAACUGAGAUUAAAGUGCAACCUAUCGUAGAAACAGUACAACCAGUAAUGAAAUCAAAAAGAGGCCGUAAGCCCAAGGUAAGGCCUGAAGGAGAAAUCGACAGUAGUCUACUAGAACCAGAAACUGAAAUGCAAGAAACUGAAUUUUACGACAAAGAUGAUGGAGAUUACAACCCUGCGGAUGAUUUAGACAAUGAGGAACUCAUUGAUUGUGCACAACUUAUGCAUGCCGAGCUAUCAGAAUGUGCAAAUGAAACUUCAGCCAGUAUCCCCAAUGAGAUUAGUAAUGAAGCAAACACAGAAGAUAGCACAACGCCAGCAUAUGUAGCGCCGAAAGAGGAAGAUAUUAAACCAGAUAAUGUUGCUGACAACACCGACAUAGCACAGGACCUUUUAACAAAGGUUAAUGAAGAUAUUGCUUCAAACAUAAAUCAAGAUACAGUAGAUAUUAAAGGAAAAGUAUCCAUGGAAGAGUGUUCCAAUAAUAUUGUAACUGCAGAUGAAACGUCGUCAAAAGUCGUGAAUACAGGAAUUGUGGAUGUCGACGAUGAUGAUGUUGUUCUCGUCGAGGAUGAAAAGAAAUGUGAAGUUAUCGUUUUAGAUGACUAAUUUUAUAAGAUUCUGAAAUUUCGUUUCUGUUUUAAAUGUUCUGGAUAGUUUUAUAGACUGAUCGUUUUACUUUUGAAAAGUUGACCGUUUUACUUUUGAAAAGUAACAGUUACUUAUAUUGUUCAUAGAAUUUUUGAGUUACUUUAUACUGGUUUGUGAUAAAUAAGUAAGUAAUGAAUAGUGCUUACUAGGGACGUUUAUUUUGAAAAAGUAGUCAGGUUCCUAUACGGCUCCAUAUAAAAAUGUGUCGGAAGGGUAAACGUUACAAUUUUAUUGGUGCACAACGUAUUUGAUUGACGCUGUUUUCUAUAAUUACGUUGGAACCUGAAAUAAAAUUUUAUGCUUGCCAUAUUUAAGAUUAUUUGAAAAUAUAUAAUUUUUUUAACA
Molecule: messenger RNA, 1567 nt
Organism: Anoplophora glabripennis (Asian longhorned beetle)
Lineage: Eukaryota; Metazoa; Arthropoda; Insecta; Coleoptera; Cerambycidae
Exons: 1
Coding region: 167-1180 (337 amino acids)
Source: RefSeq, a predicted model, not a curated record